AUGGUCUAUGAUUGGGAGGCUCACGAGAAGCUAUGUUUCCAGCUGUACAUCAACGACAAAAAGUCCCUCGAGGAUAUUAUGGAUUACCUCAAAAUCCACCAUAACUUUGCACCGUGCAAACGAGCCUUCCAGACCCAGUUCCGCAAAUGGGACUUCCCUUCGAAACAGAACCCCGCCUACAAGAACGACCGCCUCGUGGCCCGCGUCAAGGAGCUAUGGGAGCGCAACCUGUCACAAAAGGACAUGUUGGCAGUCUUGAAGGAGGACGGAUUUGACAUCAAGAAGCGCGAGCUGAUCCGCCUGAGGACCAAGAACCGAUGGCUGUUGAAGGCUGCCAACGGCGAGCGGCCGAGGGACUCGUCGGACCCGGACCCGGACCCGCAACCCCCGCUGAUGGCGGACGAUGCCUUCGAGGGUCGGAACAAUGGUCGGCGGCUGUCGAACGGGGCAGGGGACAUGACUCCGGACACCCUGACGGACCACGAGCUGCUUGGAACUCUACCAAACGAGGUCGGCACAGCCUGGGACCAUGACAACAACAGGAGAAAGAGGCGGCGACUGAAGGCUUGGGAGGCUGCAUCAUCACAAGAUGCGCCCCUCGCCCCGCGGUUCCCUUCCGAGACCACUCUCGAUGAGGCAAAAGCCAUACUUAGCCUGGCCAACGACGUCUAUCGACAGGUGCGGACCACGUUUGCGCGCCUCUGCGAAGAGUCCAACAUUGUCAAGAAGACCGUUGCGGGCCCCGACAGGUGGGAAACAGUCAAGGACCGCCUGGUCCAGGAGACGCCACAGCUCCAAGAAGUCAUGUGGCAGUCCAGGGAGAACCACGAGUCCAAGACGUUGGCGCUCGACGUCAUAUGCACCGACAUCACGAAGCGAGUGCGGACGCUGGACAAGCGCAUCACUCUGGCAGAGGCGAAGAACACAAUAGGGGUCAACCCCGAGGAGGCGAGAGACCUCCGCGCCGCCUUUGAUCGGAUCUUGAGGGACGAGGGUCUCAGCUCCAAGUCGGAAGCUGGACCUGCGCAAUGGAGCGACCUCAAAAGGAGGUGGGGGGAUGGGUCGGCCCUCAUCCAGCGCAUUCUCGCCCACGGGACCGACGACCCUGCUUAUGCCCAAAAGGUGCGGGCGCUAGAUUUGAUCGCUCGGGAUGUCAUGAAGCGGUUGAGGGAUGACAUCUCGAGGAAGGACCAGCCGAGGAAGCGGAGUCCCACGAAAGCGCCUCGGCAGAGCAACAACGAGUCUCAGCAUGAACAGAACGCGGAGGCGGCUCAGCCGACACAGCCAGACAUGGUUGAUGGCUUACAGCACCCGACUGAUCUGAGCAGGCAAUACGGCAACGCUGGCCAGGUAUCGUCCAUGGGCUUGGUGCCCGGCUCGGGAGACAGCCAAGCACAGUUGCUGAUUCCGGUGUCGAUGCAGGCCCAGGCCGACUCCGACCCGAUGGCCCACUCGGCGGCGCGGAUGUUGUCUUCUGCGCUGCUCGGUCAGGCGAACAUGACGCUCGAGUCGCACAUGGGGUCGUCUCUUCUGCUGGCCGCCAACGCGCAGGCGGCUUUCGUGGGCCAGCAAUACGCGCAGCAGUUCACCGCCGCGCCGCCCGUGUUCCACACGACGGCGCCCGCGAGCGUGGCCGUCUACCUCAGGCUGCACCCAUCAUCGACGUUCGUGGUGAACGUGAAUCUCUGGAUCGCGACGCUGAGUUCGCAUUCGGUGCAGGAUCUGCGGCAUGUUGCGGCCAGCAAGUUCCCCGGAUCCAUCUGUUUGCGGCUGGAGGGCGUGCUGAAGGAUGGCAAGGGCGGGGAGAUGCCUCUGCAGAUUGACCAAGAUCCAGAAUUGGCGGCCUACUUGGCGCACCUGCAGGGCGCCACGCCGACCUUUAACGUGCAGCUUGUCCCCGGGUGGAAGGCAGGCUGA
Messenger RNA from Colletotrichum higginsianum IMI 349063, 1917 nucleotides. RefSeq lists its product as uncharacterized. Lineage: Eukaryota; Fungi; Ascomycota; Sordariomycetes; Glomerellales; Glomerellaceae. The record is from RefSeq and is a predicted model, not a curated record. The transcript is spliced from 2 exons. Bases 1 to 1917 code for a protein of 638 amino acids.